Panicum virgatum (switchgrass) is the source of this 11985-nucleotide messenger RNA. Its product is annotated as putative pentatricopeptide repeat-containing protein At5g43820. The record is from RefSeq and is a predicted model, not a curated record. The transcript is spliced from 6 exons. Gene Ontology annotation, molecular function: protein binding. The coding region runs from base 256 to 1878 and encodes 540 amino acids. Lineage: Eukaryota; Viridiplantae; Streptophyta; Magnoliopsida; Poales; Poaceae.
CAUUCGCUCUCUCCGCGUUCUCGAGCCUCUGUUUCGUCUCGUCUCUCUCUCUCUCUCACAGUCACAGAGUCUCUCUCGGCCCCUCCUCUCCCAAACCUCACCGCCAGCCGCUCCCGGCGGUUGUUUCGGUUCUAGUUCCGACAGGGUCGUCGUCGGUGUCGACGAGGCGCGCCGAUCGAGUUGUGAUCCCGCGGGAAGGUCCGGCGGAUCGGCUACCCCACGCCAGCGCAGCACGGUCGCGGGGGAGGCGCAAGGAUGGCUGCCCGCGGCCUCCUCCUCCACAGCCGCAGCUACUCCGCCUCCGCCUUCGCCGCCGCCGAGGACAUGGUCAUCUCCUCCCUCCGCCUCCUCCCUUCCACUCCCCUAGCCAACCCACCUCCACUCCCCACUCGUACCCAAUGUAUCGACCUCCCUCUAGACCCCCGUCCACCACCUCCGCCGCCGCCUACCGCCCUGCUCCUCUCCGCCGCGGACCGCCUCCGCGGGGUCUUCCUCCGCAAGCCCCUGGGUCGCGCCUCGCUCCACCGGGCGCUCUCCUCCACGGGCCUCGAUGCCACCACCGCGCUCUCGCCGGAGGUUCUCGCCGAUGUCGUCAACGCCGGCGAUCUCGGUGGCGCUGCCACCGUCGCCUUCUUCGACUGGGCGGUUACCAACUCCAAUCCGCGCCCAUCCGUCCGCACCUGCAACAUCGUCAUCAGGGCAUUAGGGAGGAAGAAAUUCUUCGGUUUCAUUGACGAUGCCCUGCAGAUUAUGCGCAGAAAUAGCGUCUUCCCAGACCUGACCACACUGGAGAUCAUUUUGGAUAGCCUAAUUGCCGCCAGGCAUGUCAGCAGGGCUGUUGAAGUGCUCAGAACUGACCAAUUUGGAUUUGGAAUUGGGAAAGCUUGCUGCAGAAAGGAAGCCCUUACUAUCCUCAUCUGGUGCCUUUGCCGGAGGUCACAUGUAGGCCUUGCCAGUUCGCUCUUGCAAACUGCUCGAAAGGAGUUCCUUGGUCUCGAUAACCAUGUGUACAAUGAUGUGAUGGGUGGCUUUGCGAGGAUCGGGAGUGUUGAUAAGAUGCAGGAGAUCUGGACAAAGAUGCAGGAGGAUGGUCUGGUGCCAGAUGCGGUCUCACACUGCCAUCUGAUUGAGGCCUUGGGUAGAGCAGGGCGGACUGAGGAUGCACUCAGGGUGUUUGAGAAUAUGAUACAUGAGAGAUAUGGUCCAACUACAAUGGCCUACAAUGCACUUAUUUUCAAUUUUAUCUCCAUUGGGGAUUUGGACAUGUGCAUCAAGUACUACAAGGAUAUGUUGGACAAGAAUUGUCUGCCAAACAUCGACACAUACAUCAAGAUGAUUACAGCCUUUCUGAAAGAGCGAAGGGUGGCUGAUGCGCUCCAAAUGUAUGAGGAAAUGUUGGCUCGAGGAGUUCUGCCAAAUACCGGGGUGAUAACAAAAUUUAUCGAGCCAUUGUGUAGAUUUGGACCGCCUCAUGCUGCUUUGAUGAUUUACAAAAAGAGUAGGAAUGCUGGUUGUGUAAUAUCCUUGAAAGCUUACAAGCUUUUGCUCGAAAGGCUUGCUAAAUUUGGGAAGAGUGGAAUUGUUUUGAACAUAUGGGAAGAGAUGCAAGAGUGUGGAUAUCAACCUGAUAAAGAGAUUUAUGAGUUUAUUGUAAAUGGGCUUUGUAAUGUUGGCAAGGUUGAUGCAGCUGUGUCUGUGGUGGAGGAAUCACUUCGGAAUGGAUUCUGUCUUGGGAGAAUUGUUUACAGCAAACUGAACAACAAGCUGUUAGAAAUGGACAAAGUUGAGACAGCAUAUAAUCUGUUCAAGAAAGUCAAAGAUGCACGAGCACUUACUAACUCACGCAAUUAUUGUCGUGCUAAUGGUUGGCAUUCCUGAAUCCUGACUCUUGAGCAUAAUCAGUUUGUGUUUGAAUGGUAUAUCCGCUAUUCCGCUCGCUGAUGACUGGUGAGAGGCAGAGAGCAGUUUCAUAUGCCUGGGCAAGAAGAAGGCUGCAACGUCCAGGUUCUUCACUCGGCCGCAGGGUGAGGAGGAGGCCCCGACGCUCGGGUACGACAGCAAGCGGGUCGGUGGCAACGGCAACAUCAGGUCUGGGGAAGGAAGCUUGUUCCAUGCUGGAGUUCGCCUUCCUCGUCGCACACCUCGCGGCCGCGGGGUCAUCGCCACAAAGAGGAAGAAAGCAGCAGAACCCGCGUUGUUGAUCCAUCUGGUCGCACGGAGGUUCGAUCUGUGGUGCUCACUCCCUAAGUUCGCCUCCUCAAUUGGCAUCCGUGUCUGUGGCUCGAUCUGGGGCAUCUGCCCCUACUUAGCAGUUGUGCGAUUGAGAGGAGCAGAGUUGCUGGCCACUGCUUAGAUUAGAUUGUCCACGAGGGAGAUGGAUUCGGAGGAGCCGGUGCCGUGUUUGUGGCUCGGGUAGGCGCAGAUGAGGAUAGAAGAACAGGGAGGAGGUGUGCUGGUGAUUAUAUUGUUUUGGGUCGUUACUUUCCCAUUUGGAGGACGAAGAGGAAAGAAACCAACUAUUGGGAUUGCUUGUUUGGUGGAGGAGAGGGAGAAGAGAAGCCUGAAGGAGGAAAGCUGCUGCUGCUGUGUGUGCUUUACAAGGGCUGGCUUGCUAGAGAAUAAAAGGCUUGGAGCAUUUAUAGUGCCUUAUUCAGAGCAUGUCACAGGUGCUAGCAUAUUCGUCAGAGAUUGUAUUGUUUUAUAAGUAAGUUCCAUUCUGUAGCUGAAGUAAGAAAUUGGCAUCAUUCAUUGUUUUCUUUUUAACCCAAUUCAUGGUUGUGAGUCUGGGCAAUCUAUGGUUGUUUUUCAUCAGAUGUUUCUAUUAACUGAAAAUUUAUAGUAGUUGCUUCAAAUUCAGAGUUUGUUUUUGUCAAUCAAUUCACGGUUGUGAGUCUGGGCAAUAAUUAAAUUCUUUUUUCUUGGAAGCAUACUACAUUCCUUCUAGUAUGCUUCAUAGGCCUUGUCAUGGCUAUUUUGUGAUCAUCAUCGACCUGUUGAUGAACCAAUUUUAUGAAUUAUCAUUGUGUAGUGCACUGUUUCGCUCUAUAUACAUGUCAUAUGCUUUUAGGUAUUGCUAUGUUCUUGCUGAGGGGGUUGUAUAUCUCACUGGAACUGUGAUGAUUCUAAAAUUGCUAUGUACUUUUCUUUUUUUUUCGAUAUGAGACGUACCCCCAUGCCCAUUCCAAAUGAAACAGAAAUACCAGUGUGCAUACAAGAGAGCGAAGGGGUAGAGAGGGGGGGGGGGGGGAGGGAGGUAGAGGAGGUAUUGUCCAGCCUGAUUCAGACUAGUCGAGAUAGAUGCUAUGUACUUCUCAUGAUCAGAUGUAAAUAUCAGUAUUUAGAAAUAACUAAAUUUUAUUGAUAUCUCAACCUAUCUAUUCACUUUUUUCUUCUUUUUUACAUUUGAUCGAGAGGUUCUAUCAUGCACUACAAAUGAAACCAAGCUAUGGAAUGCAGGUAACAACUAUUCUAUCACUUGUCAUCGAGCUCAGCUGGUCGUGCAGUAGUUCUUUUGUUCUUUUUCAAAGGGACGUGCUCUUCUGCAUAAGGUAUCUCCAACUCCAAUAUUGCAUCUAUUGACAUCUGGGUUGCUCUGUUUUCUGUGUAUAUUCGCCGUUUGUCAAGGAUGCAUGGUAGAACGUGAAAAGAAUUCACAUAUAAGAUACACAUGAAAAUUGCUUGCCAGAAUUUGGCUCAUUAAAUCCUUAAGGUGUGGUCGUUUUGCUUGGUGUUCGGAACUUCAGUUUACUCUUCAAUUCAUCAGAUUGUGAAUAAAGAGUAUUAGUUUGGUAAUUGGUAUUUUUUUUUCUAGAUCAAUGUUCCAAGCUGACUCUGCUGGUAUUUCUGGCAAUGGAGAGAAAAUAGCUUCUACUUUGCUUUGUUUUAGUAAAUUGCUAGCCUAAUUCCGUACAUUGAAUAACCAGAUUGUGGUUCUUGUGCAUUUGUUUCUCUAGAUCAGUAUUCCAAGUUAAGUCUAAUGGUAUUUUACUGUAACUAAGUUGUGAUCCCUAUUUGUCUGUUUGUUUCAGUUCAGAAUCAAUGUAGUUGAUUACCUUCAGUAUAUCAAUCUGCAAACUAAAUCAGAUGUGGUUCUUGGAAAUCUGAUAACAGCUAAUAUAAGCAUUCCAUGUACAUUAAUGAUUCACAUAUGAUCUGCAUGCAACUUUGUGAUCCUGUAUGGAUUGGUAGAUGACUCAUUAAUAUAUUAAGCCCUGCAUUUAAAAUCAAUAAUUCAAACGGUUGUUCCAGUGCAGUAGGACUGGGACCAAAAACCUCCCAUAUGCACCAACGUAAAUCAAUUGAAGAAAUGACAAGUUUUUCCCAUGGUGUGGUGGCUAUGAUCCCUUGAACCGUUUUUCUUCAUGUGUGCAACAGGGCAACAAAUGGAAAGAGUGCAUGAAGAAGUCUUACUCUUCCUUCGAACUCCGGCAUCUGUUGAAGCACCUCAUCUAACAUUUGGAAUUUCAAUUCAUUCAACUGAUCCUUGUACAUCUUUUACUCCCUCAUCAAUGAUAUAUGCUCCUUCAGUUUUACACAACCAUGCCACUUGUUUUCAGACAUUUUCUGCAGUAGUCUGUGGUAUGCCCUUCAGAUUUAGAUCUAUAGCAUCAAAUGACCACAUCAAAUAGUUAUACAGAUACCCACUUGAGCCGUUUAAGGAACCAGAUACCCACUUCGAGAGUUUAUGGACAUAGGUGAGAAUCCGAAAAAGGUUUAUGGGCCCCUGGUGUAUUUUCUCAAUAGAACAUAUGUGCUGAUAUUACUUGAGAACUUCGCAGGCAUGAAGGCCAACACACCUACACCAUUAUAUAGUUUUUGAACCAAAAUGGCCAUUUGAUAAUGCUGUUGAAUUAUUGUGUCUAACCCACUCAUCCCCCUAAAACCUGGAGAAUAACAGGCUAGAAAAAAAGUCACUUACACCAUAUUUCUUUAAAUUUAUUUUAUUUUGUUCAAAAAUUGUGUGCCGUAGCAUCGCACGGGCCUUUACCUAGCUUUACAUCUAAGCAAAUAGUCACAUAUCUGUUAUCCGGCCUAUCUCGACAUGGAAAAUAUACAUGAGAUCUGCAAAAUUCAAUGCUAAUGCUAGCUGCAUCGUUUUUUAUUUUAUUUAACAUGACCUCUAUCUAAUGGUUUUUCUUUUAGUUACUGCAGGUUCAACAGCACAUUAGUAAUUUAGUCUCUAAGUAUUUUCUCUUCUCAUCAAACCUUUUCUUUUUUGAUAUGGAGGAUAUAUUUCUGCUAUUUUGGUGCGCUUACUUCUCAAGAACAUUUGGGUUAAAUAUUUCAUGAACUCUAGUCUCUAUACAUUGUGUAGUGCGAACUGACAGACUAGCUGAAAUGAUGUAUGCUAGUGUUAUGGGCAGUCGGCUGGGGACUGACUGGGCUGGGUUAGGGUUAGAGAUAAGUUUAGAUCUCUUGCUUAGGGAUCAAGUAAGCCUCUCUAUAUAAGGAGGGGAUGUACCAAUGAAAGGCAAGCAAUGAAGAGAAAUCAAUCUAGUCCCAAUCCCCAAUCCAAGUCUACUCCCAGUCUAAGCAGUGUUGCUGCCCGAGUAUCCUCUUUAAUGAUGUUUACCUCCUUGAUGAACUACGGUUCGUAACAUCUAAAUUGUUAGAUUUACUUUGCUUUACUAGCCUGCAUUUAGACUUUGAUUUCGUAAAAUUUAGUGAUAUUCCCAGGCAUCUGAUAGUUUCCUUGCAUAGUCCAUUAUGUUCCAUUUACAAUUACUGAUAAGUGGAAGUCCUUGGCUAGAAUAUUUUACGCAUCUUGUUGGGCAGGCUAAGAGCUGGUUUUAUUUUGCAUUAGAGAUCAUGGUGUGCCUUAGUACAGAGAAAAAUUAAGUAAAGACUGAAGUGCCAUGUUACAGGAUUGUGACACCAAGAUUAUUUUCCUUCUUCAAGUAAAGAUUUUAGUGUUCUGUAAGGAAGAUCUGAUCAUAUUGCAUCUUCACCUGUAACUGUAAAUAUAAGUAUAGGCUCAAUGAAUUAAUGUAUGUUAUUGUCUUCUACAGAAAAAUAGAAAUAGAAGCUCUCUGUCAUAUUGCUGUGGAGCAAUGACAUGCUUGCAUUAUGAUCGUUGAUCCAUCAGUCAGCAAUCCUGUCAUGUAUGCUGCUAGUGUUCCCCAUAAAGUCUCUAUUUUUUUACGUUGCUUGAAAUGUUGAUUUCUUGAUCAAACGCAUCAGGACCAUGCAUUUGUUUAAAAGAUGCUACUAUAAUAUAUUAACGUUGUAGAGAUGCUACAAAUGCAUCUUGCUUAUUGGCAUUUUCCACCAGGGCCAAGCAGUUUGUAACGUCCCCUGUCAGCUUUUGGUCCUUCAGUACCAAUUUAGCUAGGGAUGCCAUUUAACAAUCUACAUUGGCCUUGGCCUUGUUUGGUUUCCUAGAAUUUCAGGAAUAGUAACACUUUGACCGCUAGUUACUGUAUUAAAUAAAAUAAAUGUAGUUUACAAAACCAACUUCAGAACGAAUCUAAUGAGGCAUUUGACCGUGUGAUUAGAGGAUAGUUAAUGUAGCAUCGCUGUAGUUAAUCAUGAAUUAAUUAUCGUCAUUAGUUUCGUCGUGAAAAGUUGUACCAAUCCCUGGAUGGGUUUUGCAAAUAAACUUCAUUUAGCCCUUCAUAUGGAUCAUAGAAGACGGCACUGUUCCUGGAAUUCCAGGAAACCAAACAGCGCCAUUGUAUAUCUCUACAUAACGAAAUCUGCUCCAUAGGAUCUGGCGUCUUAUUUGGCCACGUCGCUGGCCGUUCUCUUCCGUUGGAUGUUGAUCGGACCAUCCACAGUUGCAGUCAAAUUACCUAGCGUUUCUAGACACUUCGUCCCGACUCCUGAGUGUCCGCCGCUGCCGCCGUUGUCCACCUACCCCCUCGCCGGCGCACAAGGAGCUGUCCCAAUCCUCCUCACAAGGGCCAUGGACCCAAUCUCGUCUCGCUUUCAUCACUCUCUCCAGCUAGUGCCAUCCGCACUGGAAUCUUUUUCUCCCAUCUAGCUGACGCUCCUUCCCACUCAUCCACAAGCACCUUCCAUUCCCCCAGCAGUUGCCGGUCGAUAUUCUCCUGCCAGCUGCAAGGUCCGUCGUCCUCCACACCUGGCUGGUGAUUCGUGAAGGAGCCGUGGUGUCUGCGCCAGCGCAGCUCAAGGCUCUCGCGUCGAAGAAGGUGAGCCGCACCAGCCUGCACUGCAAAUAGCGGCCCUUGGGGCCUCUGUCACCACAGAGCACGACUGGUAGUGCCCCUACAGCCAGAGCGGUGGUCAACAUGUACGACGCCCAACAACUGCUUGAGGAAAUGCCCCAAAGGCUCUAAGGUAAAGGUGCUCACUGAAAGUUGGUGUUUGGAGGAGUUGUAGCCCAGUAGGACCUGCCAAACAUAAAAAUACGACUUCGAUUCAAGAAGGGAUCACAUAAGUUUGUUGUGAAAAUUAUGGUUCACUUUGACCCAUCUUUUCUAUCUAAAAUUACAUAUAUAAUUUUCAAUUUAUCCCUAAUGCUUCAUAAUUUAUCCCAAGCUACUGUAAAAUUCUUUUAUAUGUUCAAUACAAAACUGCUGGCUAUUCCUGCAUGUUCAGUCCUCGUGCUAACUCUUGUUCUCAAGUUUAAUUUAUGCUAUCUUUGCAUUUUAAUUCUGUACAAACUACAUAUAUUUCGUAUGCAUUCUUGAUUGCCUUUUUGGCAGGUUGUCUCGGGUGUGAUGAGGAUUUUAAAUCAAAUUAGCUCUCCACUUGUCAGUAUCUAGCAAACUUUCUCAUGUGCAUAAGCAGAUGCUAGGUUAAAAUUUCAUGUGUAAGAGCCAAUUUUGUACUUGAAAGUGAGUUCCUUAUACUGAUGUUUUUUGCCCAUGGCUAGAAGUGCCUUGAUUGGUUCAAAGCAACUGGUUAGUCAGUGCCAUAUAUCAGCUUGAUUGCCGAUCCGCUUGGCUGCAGCAUCUAAUGUGGCACCCAUUUGGUUGUGUCGUCAUGAAAUUAUCUGCAGGCUUUUGAACAGGCUGUGGCCCAUGCAUAGAUUGUUGUUCCCUUUCUUUGUCUGUGAGUUAAGGGAUUGUAGUUGACAAGUGGUUUGCAGUUUCCACAAAUCAUGAGCUCAACCACUUCACGAUGAAUUAUUAGCUUUUUAUCAACCAAUUGUGCACCAUGGAGAAUACCAAAUCGGUUAGUGCACUGCUUUCUUAGGAUUUGACUAACACAUGUUGAGUAUUUACAAGCAGCCAAAUAUUGCCAAAGCCACCAAGGUCAAGCUUGAGUUCUUGCCACAUCAAAUUGGAGGUAUUGGGCUUACUGUCAUAUAGCAUUGCCAAACUUGAACUUGGGAAAUCAGCCUUUUCUGGUCGGAGUAGCCUUUUGAAUAUUGCAUAUAUUAUUUCUAUGCAUAAGGUAUUAAUUGUCAACCUUAGUUUUUGGCACAGGAAAUGAUCAUUAUCAGCUUGAGAACCUCAAUGCCCACAAUGAAGGUUUUGGUUCUUGACUCCAGAUGACCUAAUUUGAACUCAGUUGUCGGCUUCCCUGCUCGCAAAAGCUGUGUAUAAUUAUGAGUCAUUAUCUUUGCUUGCUUUUAGACUUUAAACAUAAUCUAGCUAAAUUGUUUACAACUUGUUUCUUCUUUCCUUAUACAGCCUCACCAUGGAAGAAUAUGGAAAACAGUCGAGAACUAGAACAGCAAGUGGCAUGAUGUUGACUUCGCCAAUAAAACUUCAAUGAAACAAUAUAGCUUCUUGAGAUGCUCAAUUGAAAUUCCAAAGUGUGUAUCAGAGUACUUUUGCAGGAAAUAGACAUACUCGUGACUUCUGGAUGGUUGAUCCCCUAUAACAGCUUCUUAUGUAAAUGCUGCUUGAGGAUUUCAUGCCCUUCCAUAAGAUUGUCAUGGCAUUUGCUCAAAGCUAAAAUUUUAUACGCGUUACAUUUCUAUAUAUUAAUUGUGCACCGCUCGGUGCACUCCUAGACUAUCCACGUUAGCAAAAUUAAUAUGCACCGUCCGAUUCCUAUCGUCCGGCGUCCAUUCUGUCGAUGCCUCCCCUCCGCCAAUAUGCGCUGCUCUCGGACGGAAGCUUCUCGACUUCAGCUGUCCGCCCGCGAAUCCUCCACGUCGAUGCUCUCCGAACCUUAUUCUUCCUCUUCCUCCCUCUGCCCUCUCCCACUCGCUCCCUCUCUUCCUGCGCUCGUCGUCGGUGCUGCCUGCACGCGAUGGCUGGCACUGUGCCGCCGGAGGCGGCUGCCUGCGGACCUGCGCGGUGCCGCCGUUCGCGAGGCCCAGCGAUCCGCCGCUGCCGCUGGGCGCAGGCCUCCCAAACCCUAAUCUCUUUUGUUUUCGCCCCUGGACCUUCGUUGCCGCCGCCACUGCCUCCUUCCCCGACGCCGGCCGCUGUCGAAAUUCGUCGUCUCCCGUGAGCCUCCCUUCGAUUCAUCACGGCUACACCUUCACCUUUCCCUCCGCGGCCUAUUUGAGCCCUCACCCGCUCGAUUUCUCAGCCGCACAGCGCUCCCGGCGACCACCUCCGCCCGCCGCUGCCAUCCUCCGAGGAUCUCCUUGGACUCAGCGCCAACGGCGGGUCGGCGGCGAUGGGCAAAGCGGUCCAACACGCCCACGGCCGGGCCUUUCCCCAUGAGCGGCUUCUUUUUCAAGGCUUCGCCCCAAGAGCCGCAGACGCUGACCUCUCCUCACCGUCGGCCUCCAGCAUCGCCGUUUGUCUUCUCGGCAUCACGGCCGCCGCGGCUGGCGGGAGCAAGAAGCGGCAGCGGCCAAACCUCCACGUCAAGACGGCCUCGCGCUGCAUGAACCCCCGGCAAUGGGAAGAAGAGACGCCGCCGCCGCCGCAGAAGCUCGCCAAGACGAACUCACCUGACAACAACGAGUCCUCCCGUUCGGGCAACAUGUCCAGAUGGUGCUGUUUGUUCAUCACUUUGCUGGCCACGACGGCCAACUGACCAAACAGUUAAGGCCGUGCAUCUUCACUUUCUAUUUUUUUUUGCCUCCGUGCGUCUGUGAUUCCAAUGGUUGCAUUGCUGCAAUUCCAUCCCCUGCUGCCUACAAGUGCUUCGUCCAUGGAGGAUUUACACAAUGUGUUCCAUGGCUUGCUUGUGCAACCUGUGCUUCGGCCAUAGAGGAUGCACGCUAUGUGUUUGAUGGUUUGCCUCUGCAACACUGACCAAUUAACCAUGCGAAAUUAAGCUAACAAGGAGUCCUAUUUGAUGGGGGGGAGGACACAUCCAGGCUAUUUGCCUUCUCUAAGUUAAUGUUUCUUGCUCGAAUAUGAAUUUUAUUUUUGAAGCAAUAAUUUAAACAAGUUAAAAGUACCUUUGAUAUGAUGCUCCUUUGUUGGUCUCACAUAUAAAAAAAAGUUCAGUGAAAAAGCACAUAUUUGACUGAUUGGUCUCGCAUAAAAAAAAGUAAAAAUUUUGUUAGAAUGCUAAAUCACAGUUAAUAUUUUUCUCAUGUUUAGAACUAACCUUACGACUGAUUGGGAUAUGGACAUAUGCAGAUUGGUAUUUGCAUUUUGCAGCUUCAGGUAUCUGUAAAACAAUUGGUUCCAUGGAACCAUGCAAUACUCACCACAAAAAAGGGAUGUAUAUUUCAACAGAAGUUUUUUUUUGAGCAACCAACAGAAGUAUUUCAUAUUGCUCUUCUUUUUGUUGAAAAUGCAUAAUUAUGGCAGCAGAUAAAGGAAAAAGGGAGGUAGUUGAUAAGCUCUCUUAGUUUGUGGUGGACUUAUGCCUGCUGUUCAAAAAUCCUUAUUUAUGUCAACCUAUGUUAACUGUCGGCUCUGAUUUUAACUUUCUUAUUUCGAUUACGGUGUCUACAAGAUCCAGCGCUAUAGUUCCAGGUAAGCAAGAAAAACCUCCUAUUCCAAAGUUGUAAAUACAGUUAAGAACUAUAAUUUUUUUUGCUUAUAUUUGACAGUGAAAACAUUUUUCAUUAUCUUUAGCUUGAAAUACAUGGAUAGUGAAGGGUUAUCAGCCAAUUGAAUUGCAACCUCUCCACACAGUGGAUUUAUAUAGUAUGAAGGGAUUGUGUAAUGUAUCUAUAUGUUUUUUCAGUUUUUUUGCCGUGUGAUAAAUAACAGCUUUGAUGCCAGUCACAAUAGCAAUUGCAUAAAGUUUAUUCUAACUUUAGUAGAUAGGAAGCUAAAUUUAUUUGAACUUGAGUGCUUAGUAUUGCUUUGAAUAUUGAAUGAACAACGCAGGUGAGUGCAAACAAAUCAGAUGUGUUAUUUUGGUCACCUUGAAACUGCAGGUGGUAUGCACAUGGAUAGAUAUCAUUGACAUAGGCUCAGAGGAUGCUCUCUGACGGCUGUAUGUACCUUUUGCAAAUUAUCUGUCUAAUUUUAGACAAGAAAAAGGCAAAGCCUAUUUCUAAUUACAGAUUCUCACUGGCUUAUAUUGUUGACACAAAGUUCAUACACUAAUUAGUCCAUGGGAUCGCAAUGGCAUGGUUAACUAUGAUAUUGAUUCUUGUGGAGCGAACACGAGGCGGCGUAUGGGAAGGUGAAGCUGAUGGAGGGAGGGCGGUGUGGUGGAAGGAUCUCUCAUCUAUAGUCUCUCAUCGGCGGAGGCGUUCGUGGGGGGCGGCGCCAAGAAAUCCAGGACAUCUGCAUCAUCUACCUUGAGGCCUUCUCCUGCAGCGACCCCUCUGCGGUGACCAUCUGCAAACACGAGGUCCACCUCCAGGGCAUCCUUCAGUGAGAAGAAGAAAAAAUCUCAUUCGCUUCUAAACUGAUUUGAUCACGGUGUCUGCAAGAACCAGUGCUGUAGUUCCAGAUGAGGAUGACCCCAAUGACGCUUACUACUAUGCAGUCCCUGCAGCAAAACGGCAAGACCCCCAAAACAUUCUCGUGCGAAGCAAGUAGACAAAAUACUAUCAUUUCCAAGACUCCAACUCAUGUCCUCUUCCUGUGUAUAUACUUAUGUAUGUCUAUAAAACUAUCAGCUUGUAUAUAACUAGAUAUCUAUUUUGCAUAUCAACAAUUUAUAAUACCCUAUCGUUAUCCAAUUACCUACACAAAA